AUGCUAUCAACAAUCCAAUCAAACAUCAUUGAGCCGUACAUGGUCUUGAGACAGACACUGGGACCCCUCAAGUUAUCACGAUGGCAACUCACCAAGAUCAUGGCAAAGGCCAUGCUAUUCGGCUCCGUGCUCCGAAGCAUUUUUGUCGCCUCCGUCAUUGCAUUCGCUAUUUAUCUCUUGUGGUACUCGGUCUUCGGGGAAAAGCAUACCGAGAAGAUCCUGGAUCUUCCUGUUUUCAAGACCAACGCCAGUCAUUGCGACGACAUCAUCAAAGAAGGACAAAAGAAGUAUCCCAACGAUCCCUUUGUCGUCGUCAAUAAGCGCUUCAGCUUCGUUGUCUAUCCUGCUACUGUGUGGGAUGAGUUGAAGCGCAUUCCCGAGCAUACUGCAUCCGUCGCUGGAUAUAUGCACCAUUGCAACUCAGGUGAUUGGAGCCUGGUUGGCAACGAGACACAGGAGCUCUGGAAGACUAUGAACGUCGACCUCACGCGUGCACUGCCGGCGCAUCUUGGUAACCUCCAGGAGGAUAUCGCCUUGGCAUUUGACACCGUCGUUGGCCGCUCGACCAAACCUCACGAAAAAUGGCACAUGUUCACGACUGUAGGGCUCAUGGGCCGUCUCAAUGCAACUUCGUUCGCUGGAAGGGACCUGGGCUUCAAAGCAGCUUGGUACUGGUCGGUCACACUGGCUCCCGUCUUCGCUCACUUUGCGAAUACGCUUUUGAAAAUGCUGCCAGACUUUCUUAAGCCUCUUGCCCGUCCAAUCUUCUACGCCCCAGUACUCUUGGACCACCAAUUCAUGCGACAGAUGCUCUACCCUAUCAUCGACAAGAACACCAAGGAGUUCAGGGAAGCCAAGGACCCGAAAGAACCAAUGGCCCCCAAACCAGGCAAAAACCUCCCUUUCACGGCCUUCCUACUGGCACGGUACAAGGAUGGUGCCGCCACGCCCCAUCAACUCAGCACCGAUAUUAUACAAGCCAGCUACACCUCGAUUCCUUCGACAUCAACCUCCUUAUACCACGCCUUGUGGAAUCUGGCACAAAGACCCGAGGCUCAGGAGAUCCUGCGCAAGGAAGUGGAGGAGGUAAUGGUUGACGGCAAGCUCCCGUCGACGCAUCUUCAGGAGUUGAAGAGAAUGGACAGUUUCCUGCGCGAGUCUCUACGCCUGCACCCAAUCACUCACUUGGGUACUCUGAUCGUGCUGGACGCCCAGGCCAUCAACCGUUCCCCCGAGCUCUACGACAACCCAAAUGAGUUUGAUAUGGAUCGCUUCUGGCGUCUGCGUCAAAUCCCAGGUAACGACGGAAAGUACCACGCAGUCACAGCGAACGCCACCGCCCCAAUUUGGGGCGAUGGCGCGCAGGCUUGCCCUGGUCGUUACUACGGCGUCUGCGUGUUAAAGAUCAGCCUUGCUCAUGUCUUGAUGAACUAUGACAUCGAGCUCAAGGGCGGCCCCAGGCCUUUGAAGCCCAUUCCUGUUCCUAACGGCACUUUUGGGCCUGACCCCAGUGUUAAAAUGAUCUGGAAGUACAAGGGCAAGAACCCGUCGCCUGCUUGA
This is a messenger RNA of Colletotrichum higginsianum IMI 349063, 1560 nucleotides long. RefSeq names its product Cytochrome P450 oxidoreductase GliF. Gene Ontology annotation, molecular function: heme binding; monooxygenase activity; iron ion binding. The transcript has 3 exons. The record is from RefSeq and is a predicted model, not a curated record. Bases 1 to 1560 code for a protein of 519 amino acids. NCBI's taxonomy places the organism in Eukaryota, Fungi, Ascomycota, Sordariomycetes, Glomerellales, Glomerellaceae.